This is a messenger RNA of Penicillium antarcticum, 1182 nucleotides long. RefSeq lists its product as uncharacterized. Bases 1 to 1182 code for a protein of 393 amino acids. Gene Ontology annotation, molecular function: nucleic acid binding. The transcript has a single exon. NCBI's taxonomy places the organism in Eukaryota, Fungi, Ascomycota, Eurotiomycetes, Eurotiales, Aspergillaceae. The record is from RefSeq and is a predicted model, not a curated record.
AUGGGGAUGUUCACGCCCGGAUCUAUACCUGGCAGAAUUAUCCGGUUCAAUAAGGACCACAAGGUGCACAUCGAAGACGCUAUUUCAUUCCUGCAGGAAAAGUAUCGUCCAUCCAUCAUUCUUGUCAUCCUGUCUGCCAACGCCAAGAAACUAGGCAACAUUGCAAGACUGGCCUACGAUGUCACUUAUGGCAUACCCGCUAUCGAACUCACGCACGAAUUGUUGGCAAACUCUAAUCAAAAUUGGUACGCCAGAGUCGGUCUCAUGAUAAACCUCAAGCUUGGUGGAGAGAAUCAUAUGGUCAACUCGUCCGAUCUAAGCUUCUUCGCUAGCGGUAAAACCAUGAUAAUAGGGACCAAUGUCGCCUUUGCAAGAUCAGCGUCGCAAGGAUAUUUCUACACUAUAGCAGGCCUUAUGGUAUCUUCAGACUCGCGCCUCGCUCGGUGGCCUGCGGAAAUUCGUGUUCAACACGGCAAAGAGCCGCAUAUCCACAAGCUCAACGAGAUGUUAGAAACCCGAAUUCACUCGUGGGCGAAAAAACAUGGCAAUAAGCUUCCGGAAGAUAUCGUGGUCUAUCGUAAUUCAGAGGGCGAGCAUGAGCCUUGGGUUGAAAAGGAAGUAUGUUUGAUCAAGGAUGCCUGUCGGGCUGCAAAGCUCACAGUGCAAGACAACUUACCCCGAAUCACUGUAGUGCUCGUAGACGAGAACUAUGGUGCACAGUUACUGCCUACGGCAGACACAGAAUGCCACCGCUCCGGUAGUCCGCUGGCUGGUACUGUUGUGGACCGUGGCCUCACGGUUCCUCGCCAAUGGGACUUUUUCCUGCGAUCGCACAACUCUACGCAGGGCCUCAAUGGACCGACUCGCUAUUUCGUGGUAUUCGAUGAAGUUUUUCGUAGGCGGUACCGCGUCGAUGACAGAGGGCGUACACCGGUCAAUUUGCUACAGGAUCUUACCAAUGCUCUCUGUUAUUUAUCUGGCGAGUCCACGAAGGCUACAAGGGUUUGCACUCCGAUACAAUACGCCAGUCAAGCCUGUGCUAGGGUUCGAUCAUAUUAUCGCCUGUCUCUUCUGUCUGGUUUGUUUCGGAGAGGGCAGAGCGCCAGGAAUUCUGACAGGCCAGUGGCAACCAGUCUGUUGGAGAUUCACCCUGCUGUUAGGGACUCUAUGUUCUAUCUCUGA